AUGGCUGGUGAUAGUGAUUCCGACAUUAGUGGUGAAAAACCCAUCACCAACUACUCCGACGUUAGCCAAAAUGAAAAGCAGCAAAGACAACAACAGCAGCAGCACAAUAAUGGUGCUCUUUUCGAAACUUCAAACUCGUCCACUAGCGACUCGCUAAACCCACCACCAAAGGAACAAUUCGAGGACUCGGAGUCAUUGCAAUCAGAAACUGAGCGUGCUGAUGGUGAACACGGUAAUAUUUUGGCCCAAUACACUGAAAAACAAGUUAUGGCCAUGGGAAGAAACUAUGCUACAAAAUUUAAUUUGGAUGCCGAUUUGUUUGCACGUGCAGCAGCUUUAGCUAGAGCACCAAAUGCAUUCAACUCGAUGCCAUUUUUAACCGAUGAAGAAAAAUCAGGAUUAUAUUUGGAGGCCACCAAGAAAUGGCAUAUCCCCAUGAAAUUGGUUGCCGUUAUUGCUGUAGGAUCUAUGGCUGCUGCUGUGCAAGGUAUGGAUGAAUCAGUUGUUAAUGGUGCCACUUUGUUUUACCCAAAGGCUUUUGGUGUUACUGAAAUGAAGAAUGCUGACUUGAUUGAAGGUUUGGUCAACUCAGCUCCAUACUUGUGUGCUUCUUGUAUUGCCUGUUGGAUGACUGAUUUGUUCAAUCGUCACUUGGGAAGAAAGUGGACCAUUUUCUGGACUUGUGCCAUUUCAGCAGCUACUUGUAUUUGGCAAGGUUUUGUCAAUAACUGGUGGCAUUUGUUUAUUGCGAGAUUCUUUUUGGGAUUUGGUAUUGGUAUAAAAUCGGCAACUGUUCCAUCAUAUGCUGCUGAAUGUACACCGAAACAUAUUCGUGGUUCCUUGGUUAUGUUGUGGCAAUUUUUCACUGCGGUUGGUAUUAUGUUUGGUUAUGUUACUACUUUGGCAUUCUACUAUGUUCCAAAAAAGAGCUUUGGAACUGGUUUGAACUGGAGAUUAAUGUUGGGAAGUGCUUGUAUCCCAGCCAUUAUUGUUUUGUUUCAAGUGCCAUUUGUACCUGAAUCACCUCGUUGGUUGAUGGGUCAAGACAGACAUCACGAUGCAUUUGAAAGUUUGGAACAAUUGAGAUACGAACCAAUCGCAGCUGCUAGAGAUUGUUUCUACCAAUACGUUUUGUUAAAAGAAGAAGGUUCUUACAAGAUUCCAACUUGGAAAAGAAUUAUUGAAAUGUUCACCAUUAGAAGGAACAGGAAUGGUGCAAUUGCUGCUUGGAUCGUCAUGUUUAUGCAACAAUUUUGUGGUAUCAACGUUAUUGCUUACUACUCAUCUUCCAUUUUCAUCGAAGCCAAUUUGAGUGAAAUCAAGGCCAUGUUGGCAUCAUGGGGUUUUGGUAUGAUCAAUUUCAUUUUUGCAAUUCCGGCAUUCUUGACAAUUGAUAGAUUUGGUAGAAGGAACUUGUUGCUUUUUGCAUUCCCCCUUAUGUGUGCAUUUUUAUUGGUUGCCGGUUUCGGAUUCUUGAUUCAUGAUAAUAGGGGACAAUUGGGAAUGGUGACGACGGGUAUUUAUUUAUUCUCGUGUGUUUAUUCUUCCUCAGAAGGACCUGUUCCAUUUACAUACUCAGCAGAAGCUUUCCCAUUGUAUAUUAGAGAUUUGGGAAUGUCAUGGGCAACGGCAACAUGUUGGUUCUGGAAUUUUAUCUUGGCAUUCACCUGGCCACGUUUGAGGUCGGCAUUUACGCCUACAGGUGCUUUUGGCUGGUAUGCUGCUUGGAACGGUAUCGGGUUCUUCCUUGUCUUGUGGUUCUUGCCUGAAACCAAAGGAUUGACAUUGGAAGAGUUGGACGAUGUUUUCGCUGUGCCAAUGUAUACCCAUGCCGUUUACAGAACCAGAACUUUCCUCAGAGGUAUACAAAUUCACGUGUUGCGUCGCAAGAAUGUUCCUGAAAUUCCACCAAUUUAUAACCAUCAAAGAAUGGCUGUUACAAACGAAGAGUGGAACGACAAGGCAGAAGUUUCUCACGUCGAGUAA
Messenger RNA from Lodderomyces parapsilosis, 1986 nucleotides. It is a transcript of the gene HGT19, whose product is annotated as Hgt19p. Gene Ontology annotation, cellular component: membrane. The coding region runs from base 1 to 1986 and encodes 661 amino acids. Gene Ontology annotation, biological process: transmembrane transport. The transcript has a single exon. NCBI's taxonomy places the organism in Eukaryota, Fungi, Ascomycota, Pichiomycetes, Serinales, Debaryomycetaceae. The record is from RefSeq and is a predicted model, not a curated record. Gene Ontology annotation, molecular function: myo-inositol:proton symporter activity.